CAUUCUUCCUCGUCGAACAAAAACGCGGAAACAAAAGAAAUAAUCAGUUUGUCAAAACAAAUAACCGGAGUCGGCAGAAAGUGAGCAUAGUUGUAGCUGACAGCUGUCAGAGUUAACACAGCAGUUCCCCUUACUGUAUCUGGAGGAUCACCCAUGGCUUUAAAAAGAAUAAGGAAGGAGUUGGUGGACUUGCAGAAGGAUCCUCCAGCUUCAUGUUCAGCUGGGCCUGUAGGGGAUGACAUGUUCCACUGGCAAGCCACCAUCACGGGACCGAAUGACAGCCCAUAUCAUGGAGGAGUAUUCUUCCUCUCUGUCCAUUUCCCCACUGACUAUCCCUUUAAACCACCAAAGGUUGCCUUCACAACAAAAAUAUAUCACCCAAACAUAAACAGCAAUGGUAGCAUCUGCCUUGACAUCUUGAGGUCGCAGUGGUCACCUGCACUUACAGUAUCGAAAGUGUUAUUAUCCAUUUGCUCUUUGCUGUGUGACCCAAAUCCGGAUGACCCUCUUGUGCCGGACAUUGCAAACAUCUACAAGUCAGACAGACAAAAGUACAACAAACUAGCCAGAGAAUGGACUCAGACCUACGCGAUGUGACAGCCCUGAGAUUCAACAUCAACGAUGCAUCUCUUGACACCUCAUAAUACAACAGCACUGUUUCGACUUCUCAACCACACUGGUUCUAGUUGAGGUGUUUUAUUCGCUUGAAGCACUUUCUCUACUCAGACUUUACUUGACUUAACUGUUUUUACUGUUUAUUUUAUUUCUCCUGAAAUUGGCAUAACUUUAUUAUUAGUUGUGGUGAAAUGGCCUGAUUGUAAUUUCUUUCUUUUAAAAGAUUUAUCAAGA
This is a messenger RNA of Notolabrus celidotus (New Zealand spotty), 849 nucleotides long. Its product is annotated as ubiquitin-conjugating enzyme E2 D4-like. Bases 154 to 597 code for a protein of 147 amino acids. Gene Ontology annotation, cellular component: nucleus. Gene Ontology annotation, biological process: ubiquitin-dependent protein catabolic process; protein polyubiquitination. Lineage: Eukaryota; Metazoa; Chordata; Actinopteri; Labriformes; Labridae. The transcript is spliced from 7 exons. The record is from RefSeq and is a predicted model, not a curated record. Gene Ontology annotation, molecular function: ubiquitin conjugating enzyme activity.